Molecule: messenger RNA, 508 nt
Organism: Diabrotica virgifera virgifera (western corn rootworm)
Lineage: Eukaryota; Metazoa; Arthropoda; Insecta; Coleoptera; Chrysomelidae
Exons: 3
Coding region: 132-449 (105 amino acids)
Source: RefSeq, a predicted model, not a curated record
AUGUGAACUAACGCAGUCAAUUAAAAAUAUAUUAGAACAUGGGAAAAGCUGGUACCGAUAGUAACAAUAUAUAAAAGAACUUUUUUAAUCCUACGAUCAUAUCGAAUUUUGACCUACAGCAAUAUUCAGCAAUGAUGAAAUUUGUACUCAUUUCCGUGCUUGUAGCACUUGCUGUUGCUGAUCCUCAGCCAGGUGCGGUAGAAGUUUUGGGAGGACUGGGGAAAACUGUAAAUGGAGCUGUAGAUGCUACUGCUAGAGGAGCCAAAAGCCUUUUUGGAAUUGAAACGCCAAAAGUCGCUGUCAACCUAAAUGUGUGUGCUGCAUCUAUACCUUCAAUUUAUCAGUUCUAUGCUGCACUUGGAGUUAGACUGGUUCCUAACACCUAUUGGUGUACCUGCCCACCAGGUUACAACUAUCUGAACGUACCAUUUACUGUAACCACGUCUUAAGAUGAUGUUCUUGAUUGUCAAUAUAAUUUGUUUAGAAUUAAACUUAUAGAAAAAUUAGA